Molecule: messenger RNA, 801 nt
Organism: Paramuricea clavata
Lineage: Eukaryota; Metazoa; Cnidaria; Anthozoa; Malacalcyonacea; Plexauridae
Source: the annotation of a GenBank genome assembly
AUGAAUAAACUAGACGAAAUAGUUCGAGUUCCCAAGGAACAAAACACUGGUUAUAGAUGCAGUCGUAGUGAUGGGAACCACAACCCCACUAAAUGCCGUUUUAAGGAAUCUAACUGCCAUGCAAGUGGGGAAAUUGGUCAUAUAUCUAGGGCUUGUCGAAGCAAAGCAAAAAGGAAACAACCACCGAAAGGAAAACCAAAGAAUCACCUUUCUGAACAGGGACAGGGAAGUUCGAGCGAAGACAGCCCUAAUGAAGAAAAUGCCAGCACCAGCGCCUUUACACCCCUGGGAAUGGCCCAGUCGUCCAUGGCCCGAAUCGACAUUAACUAUGCAAGUCCGUUCAUGGGUAAAAUGUUUCUCCUCAUUAUCGAUGCCCAUUCAAAAUGGUUGGAUGUACAUUAUGUUAACACUGCAACAACCGAAACUACUAUUACAAAACUCCGAGUUACGUUUGCAACACACGGUAUCCCACAAGUAAUCGUCUCUGACAAUGGCACAAUAUGCACGAAACUACAGCGGGAACGGCAAAUGGAUGCCUGGAAUCAUCGUUGAGGAAACUGGGCCAGUAUCAGUUAAGGUAGAAUUGGAAGAUGAAAUUAUUAUUAUAACUUUUAGCAAGCACGUGCAAUGACGAAUUCUGAACUCGGGGUCCCUCUCCUGGAUCAACCUGAUCUUCACGACACAGUUGGGCAAGACGUACCUUUACAAGAAGAUAUGGGCGGUCCAGUACUGGAGUUCGAAAACGAAAGUGUUCGGCGUUAUCCCACAGGAAAUCAAAAACCACCCGAUCGUUUUGAAUGA